AUGCCAGCAGAAGCGAUAGAAUUCGGCGAGUGGUUGUCGCGGGUCGCUGUGCCGGCGGUGCGCGGGCGCACACUCAGCGAGUCACGGGCGAGGGCGCUCACCCUUCGUCGCACCAUGGAUUUUCUUGAGAUUUGUUUUGUGGUAGAGGCAAACGUGAGAAUGGGUCACCUGAUGGUACCUAAAUGGCUACAGUCGCUUCUGGACAUCGGCAGUUUCAGUGGCGUAGCGUGGAUUACUGGCGCGCCGGGCGAAAGACACUGUGCCACCCCUGCAAAAUCUCAACUUUUGCCCUACGAAAAUAGAAAAGAAUUUUAA
Molecule: messenger RNA, 315 nt
Organism: Arctia plantaginis
Lineage: Eukaryota; Metazoa; Arthropoda; Insecta; Lepidoptera; Erebidae
Source: the annotation of a GenBank genome assembly